This is a messenger RNA of Patiria miniata (bat star), 2996 nucleotides long. RefSeq names its product versican core protein-like. Gene Ontology annotation, molecular function: signaling receptor activity; calcium ion binding. The record is from RefSeq and is a predicted model, not a curated record. NCBI's taxonomy places the organism in Eukaryota, Metazoa, Echinodermata, Asteroidea, Valvatida, Asterinidae. The transcript has 8 exons. Bases 17 to 856 code for a protein of 279 amino acids.
UGCAUUUCCCCUUAUCAUGGUUAUAAAAGACCACGCGCUUGCACAGUUUGGUAUUUCUCGUGAUAGCUGCACUGUUUUAUCUUGUCCUAUUGAGGCGGUUGGUCGUCAUUUCAAACAAACUUUAAGAUUUGUUGCAAACCUCUCUCUCCCGAGCGUCAUGGAAGCGCCAUUGCUUCUUGCUGUCAUCUUGGGCUGUCUCUUGACAAUUGUUAGCAACCCUGCUGAAGCUUAUACCUAUCAGCCCUGCAACAAUGGCUGGAAACACUUCAAGGGCAAUUGUUACCUGUUCCAGUAUAAUCUUCAUCUUUGGGGUGGCGACGCUUCUUUUGAUGCACAUCAGAAACGUUGCAAAAGCAAAGGCGGCAACUUAGCCAGCAUUCACGAUUAUGACGAGAAUAAUUACAUCGGGCAAAGCAUACGUAAUUUUAAAGCAGCGUGCUGGAUCGGCUUCGAAGACAAAGAUGGCAGCAAGGCCUUCCAGUGGUUGGAUGGAUCACGGGCAGAAUACACGAAUUGGGGUUAUGGCCAUGUUACCGUCACUGGUCGCAGGGCCUGCACUACCAUGCAGGCUACGGAUCUUUACUGGCGUAUUGAUUAUACAUGUGAUCAACGCGCAGUCUGCAGUGUAUGCAAAAAACCAUCAACCAAACUGCCAUGUGCAGCCAGCCGCUGUCUGAAUGGUGGAAACUGCGUGGAACCAAAAUGGAAUGGUGGAAAGGAGCCAUCCGAUUUCACUUGCGCGUGCCGAAAAGGUUACAGUGGCAAGAACUGUGAGUUAGAUGUUGACGAGUGCAAAACGGCAUCGUGUGCCUCCGGCAAAUGUGUAGAUGGUCGUGGCUCCUACGAAUGCGUGUAAAUCAAUUCUACCCGGCUUGAUAUUCAGUUCAUCCACUAAACAUAUUGCGGUAUCGGUAUUUGUUUUUGUGUUUUGUUCGAAGAAAAGGCAGUGUCUCAACUUUAGUGACUUAAUUAAGCCACAAAGUAAGGACGCAUUUAGAAUAAACUCCAUCAGUAUAUCACCCGUACCCUAAAUGGUACAUAUUCUAACAUUCAAAACUUGACUAUAAAAUGGCCUAAUUCACUGAGGGUAAAUAUAGGUUCAAGCAUUCUGUGAACUUCGUUGGUAUGCUGUCAUUAAGAGGAAUUACCAUAAUAUUGGUUUGGAACAAAUACUACAUUUAGAGAAUUCUUGCACUACCCAGCCGGCUGGUUGCGAAGCCUUAAGCGUCGACGUUGUGAAACGAAAUUAAACCGAUUACGUACUUGGACACUAUAACAGAGCAAUGCAAUUUGUGCACCCCCCUCCAAAAAAAAAUGUCUUUUGAACGUUGUGGUUCUCAGAAAGCAGCCUAUGCUCCGUGUCAUUGAAAUGUUAAAUUAAUAACGAGUAGAAAUUCUAAACUUCAUGUCAGCGAAAAAAAAUUACCGUCCUCGAUGCUGAAACGUCAAUACUAGUUACUGGUAAAGCUGACCUUCAAGUCGUUAAAUUAAGGUAAGGUAAAUUUCGACGAAAUGUUGCGGUUUUUUUUUCAACCAUAUUUACUCACUUGCAUAGUUUUCAGGUUGGCUAAUUUGGGCGCAACAUAAUAAGCAUAUUCAUAAGCGUGCGCGUGGAUCUCCGUGUCGUCUUUGUAUUCUCUAUUGUUUCGGCCAAUAGAAGCCGGCAAAAAGGAUGAUAUUUAUUAAUUAACUUGUAAAGGAGGCUAUUCUGCAAAAUUUUACUGCACACCAUAAUGGAUAGGAAGUGUAUUAAUAUAUUUGUGUGACUUGAAAAGAUUGACAGAUAUUACAAACACCAGUGUUACAACUUAUUAAAAUGUACGUAGCUAGGCCUAUUUUUCCAAUUUCAACGAAAAGUACUAGACAUAUCAAAACGAUUUUUAGCACAAAGUUGGAUCGUUGAUAAGGAAACAAACUCUGAAAUUUGCAUGACGAUAACGGUGUUCCAAAGGGGGAGAAAUUGAUUUCCAAAGAUUUCGCCCACCAGUGUGAACAUUUCUGAGUGCAUGUUGUUUCAUUCAAAAUAAAGUAUUUUGUAACCAUUAGAAAUCAGCCUUCGCAACCAGACGGAUGAACCUGUGAAAUCACAAUCAAAUGGGUUUUAUUACAAGAGAAAUUAGGUAAGCUGCAUUUUGAUUUUGAAAUCGAAAAGCAUGUUUGCUUGUUUAUAUUUUCUGGCAUUUAACUGUUCAGUGGAACGAUGUCUGCUGAUUGGAGCUGAUUUAAACAUUUCUUUGUUUAGUUGGAUGAAAAAUCGGAGCGAGAAAGAGAAAACAGAAAGGCAUUGUGAUUGCACCCAAGCAUUCUCUGCUAUCUUUUAAGUUAAAUUUAUUUGAUGGUUCAUGGUUUUGAUUUAGAUAAAUCUGAAACUGAUUCGAAUACAUUUUAGAAGGUUUAAUAGUAGUUAUAUUCUUGGUGUCGUAAUAUUGUUGAACUUUUCAAUUGUAUUUAUUUACUCACAUUGCACGAUUUGUUUUCCACACAAAAGGAAUCAGAAAAUCAAUAAUAGUCUAAUUAAAAUACGGAAGUUGAGUGCCCGUGCGCAGUCGUGAUAUAUUUUCCAUAAAUAGAAAAUGUUUCAAAAUAUACAGGAUGGUCCAAAAUAAAGGACAUCUAUUUUUUACAGCAAUUUUCACCUUCUUAGUUAACAUAUUUCUAUUGCUUCUCUAUAGUAGCAAAGUAGUAGCCCCUAUAGCCCAUGCGUGGUAAGAAAGCUUAGUAAAAGUCGCACGAAUAGUGAUAUCAUGCUGAUAAGAAUACAAGUCAUGCAUAUGACACGUGUAUACAUUGAAGCAGUAUACCCAUAAAGCCCACGUUGGCUUCAACAUGAACUGGAGGACAAUGGGUAUGGGACAUUCCAUACAAACAUAUUUUGUCAUUCCGUAACGUGUUUAUGAACAAGCGUGAUAACUAUGACUAAAUGCAAUAAAGUUUCAUUCCUAUAAAAUGCACAAUUUCCGGUGUCAGAAUUGUGUUCAAAAAAGUGGAACUCUCUU